AUGGGUGACUGGAAGGGCUACAUCAGUGCGGUGCUGCGGGACCAGCGCAUCGACGACGUGGCCAUUGUAGGCCACUCGGACAAUCGCUGUGUCUGGGCAUCGCGGCCAGGGGGCCUGCUGGCGGCCAUCUCACCGCAGGAGGUGGGCGUGCUCACUGGGCCAGACAGGAACACCUUCCUAAAGACCGGCCUGAGCGUUGGGGGCCGCCGCUGCUGUGUCAUCCGCGAUCACUUGCUGGCGGAGGAUGAUGGCGUGCUGGAUGCGCGCACCAAGUGCCGGGAUGGGCGCGCCGUCUGCGUGGGCCACACACCACGCGCGCUCCUCGUGCUCAUGGGCCGGCGCGGUGUGCACGGGGGCAUCCUCAACAAGACCGUGCACGAGCUGAUCCGGGGGAUGCGAACGCAGGGCACGUAG
Messenger RNA from Loxodonta africana (African savanna elephant), 414 nucleotides. RefSeq names its product profilin 3 (gene PFN3). Gene Ontology annotation, cellular component: cytoplasm. Gene Ontology annotation, molecular function: actin binding. The transcript has a single exon. The coding region runs from base 1 to 414 and encodes 137 amino acids. The record is from RefSeq and is a predicted model, not a curated record. NCBI's taxonomy places the organism in Eukaryota, Metazoa, Chordata, Mammalia, Proboscidea, Elephantidae. Gene Ontology annotation, biological process: positive regulation of actin filament bundle assembly; actin cytoskeleton organization; regulation of actin filament polymerization.